Ailuropoda melanoleuca (giant panda) is the source of this 948-nucleotide messenger RNA. RefSeq names its product olfactory receptor 10H1. The transcript has a single exon. Gene Ontology annotation, molecular function: G protein-coupled receptor activity; olfactory receptor activity. Gene Ontology annotation, biological process: G protein-coupled receptor signaling pathway. Lineage: Eukaryota; Metazoa; Chordata; Mammalia; Carnivora; Ursidae. Bases 1 to 948 code for a protein of 315 amino acids. The record is from RefSeq and is a predicted model, not a curated record. Gene Ontology annotation, cellular component: membrane.
AUGCAGAGAGGCAAUUUCUCAGUGGUGACUGAAUUCAUCCUCGUGGGCUUCUCCAGCUUCCCCCACCUUCAGCUGAUGUUCUUCCUGCUGUUCCUGCUCAUGUACCUGUUCACGCUGCUGGGGAACCUGCUCAUCAUGGCCACUGUCAGGAGUGAGCGUGGCCUGCACAUGCCCAUGUACCUCUUUCUGUGCGCCCUGUCCAUCUCUGAGAUCCUCUACACCUUGGCCAUCACCCCGCACCUGCUGGCCGACCUGCUCUCCACCCGCCACGCCAUCACCUUUGUGGCUUGUGCCAGUCAGAUGUUCUUCUCCUUCACAUUUGGCUUCACCCACUCCUUCCUGCUCACAGUCAUGGGCUAUGACCGCUAUGUGGCCAUCUGCCACCCCUUGCGCUACAAUGUGCUCAUGAGCCCCCGUGGCUGCACCUGCCUGGUGGCCUGGUCUUGGGUUGGUGGCUCGGUCAUGGGGCUGAUGGUGACCAUGGCCGUUUUCCAUCUCACCUUCUGUGGACCCAAUGAGGUCCACCAUUUUGCUUGCCACGUGCCACCACUGUUGAAGCUGGCCUGUGGAACUGAUGUACCAAUAGUGGCCCUGGGUGUGGGUCUGGUAUGCAUCAGCACCCUGCUGGGCUGCUUUCUCCUCAUCCUCCUCUCUUAUGCCUUCAUCGUUACCACCAUCUUGAAGAUCCCCUCUGCUGAGGGUCAGCACAAAGCCUUCUCCACCUGUGCAUCCCAUCUCACUGUGGUGGUCGUGCACUAUGGCUUUGCUUCUGUCAUCUAUCUCAAGCCCAAGGCUUCCCAGUCUCUGGAAGGAGACACCCUGAUGGGCAUCACCUAUACAAUCCUCACACCCUUCCUCAGCCCCAUCAUCUUCAGUCUUAGGAAUAAGGAGCUGAAGAAUGCCAUAAAGAAGACCUUCUUCAGCACACUCUACCCAGAAAAAAUAUGA